Molecule: messenger RNA, 1595 nt
Organism: Bombyx mori (domestic silkworm)
Lineage: Eukaryota; Metazoa; Arthropoda; Insecta; Lepidoptera; Bombycidae
Exons: 4
Coding region: 417-1412 (331 amino acids)
Source: RefSeq, a predicted model, not a curated record
UGCCCCGACUGCCCCUAGUGUAAAUCCACCACUGCGUGUGUAUAAUAUAUGUAUGUAUGUAUGUAUGUAGGUACAUAAAAUACCUGCCUGAUCAUUUGGCUUCACGCAGUCGCAUUAAUUCCCAUUAACAGUGGCUGUGAAGUUCGAAUACGGACAGUCAGACAUCACGUCUUAUAAAAAAUAUUUGAAAGUUUUAUCAUUUGACUACGGAACCAUUAAAUCGAUUGGAAUAAAAGCUAACUCAAUAAUACUUUUUGAAAAAGUUAUAAUGUAAUCCUGGCCAUGUGAAUGUCAUUGCAUUUUUUUAAAAAGUUAGUCUGUCACUACUGCGCAGUUUAAUUGGGUUUUCUUACAAAGUAUUUUUCGAAAAUUUUACAAAACCUUGUACUUAUGAUUUACUAAUAAUAAUUGCAAAUAUGGACCGAGGUCAUUUCGGGGAUAGCGCUCGCAAUAGAUCAGAUUGUGAAUUGAAACGAUACAACCAUGUUUUUGACGAAGCUGGCGAAAAUACUCAUUACCAUAGCGACUCCGAUUCAGUUGCAUCCAGAAAAAGCAAAACUAGAUACAUUAACCCAGCCAUUUACGUUGAAAAGAUUGAAGCAACGCAUUCAGUGACGUCACUGCAGACGGGUUCUUGUGUUGAUGACGUCACUCCGCACCCACACAGCGAUUACAGGAGUAAUUCGACCCCAUUCUUAAGUGGACGGGAUUCGAGUGUAUCUUCAACAAGUCUGAAAAGAAAAUCUUGUACAUUACUGGGAGGUCACAUUCAAGUUUAUAUAGAUGAAGACACACCUCGUAACGAUCGUACUUAUCGUGAAGAUGGGCCUGACACUUUUCGACUAUCCGUGGCAUCUAUUUCUACGACCACAACUGCAAAAGAAGAGCGAGAACGUAACGAGAAAAAGAAACAGGAAGCUUUUCGUCAGUGGUUGGCGCGCAAGGAGCAAGAAAAACGCGAAAAGGCGCGUUUGGAAAAACAAAAACAACACACUAUCCCUGCAACCACACCCGAACAACGUGAGGCAUCUUACCGAAAAUGGCUGGAGCGCAAACGAAUGCAGAACGAAAGGCGAAAAGCAGAGGAGAUCAUGCACCGCUACAGGGAACAUGAGAAUGUAGAACAAGAGAGACUAAAGCGUGAAAGGGAAAAGGAAGAAAAGUUAGCCGACUGGAUAAAGAAAAAAGAAGAAGAAAUGAAAGUGAUGAAGACUCGGGAGGAACGUAAAGCAGCACGUGCUGCUAUUGAAGAGGAACGAAGACGCGCAAAAGGUGAACGUGCCUAUCGUGACUGGCUACGUACCAGCAAAAAUAAACCUUUACCUGUACCACUUAAUCAAGGAGAACUAAGUAUGCGUGGAUCCGUAUCACAGAUGUACAUAAACCCUGUGCCUUGGCAAUCCACGACGUGAUCAUCCAAGAAGUUUUUUCUUCAUUUGUAGAUGGAAUAUUUUACUUUAAAAAAAAUUUCUAGAUUAUAUUUAUUUAGAACACAUUUUGGAAUUUUGUAAAACAUUUCAUGUAGUUACAUAAUGUUCAGAGUUUAAAAUAAGUGUUGUUUGUUGUUCGAAAAUAAAACACAUUUAUCUGAUAUA